AUGACAAUUGAGGAACAUUAUCCCGGUUCAGGUGGAGGAGAAACUUUCAACGGAUAUCAUACCGAUUAUUACCCGGCAUUGCAUAAGGAUGUCAAGAUGGCGACCACUCCCAAGAAAAUGAUGCAGUUGAACUUCUUUGACGCUGCUUGUACAGGUAGUGUCAAUGGAGGUCUGGCAAGGUUUUGUGGGUUCACAGCUGUGGAUCUCAGUGGAUGUCCCUUGGACGAGCCCAUUGAUUUCAAAGGAGACCAUUAUGAGAAUAGUAUCCAGGGUGUCAUUGAUAAUAUCAAAGAAAUUGCCAAUGAGGAAGUUCUUACGCCGAGGAUGAUGGCUGAGUUGUUUGUGUUGGGAGGUGCUGGACCAAGACCGAUCGGAACACCGGAGAUGGUGGCCAAUUUCUUUGAGAAGUGGUGA
This is a messenger RNA of Hyaloscypha bicolor E, 414 nucleotides long. RefSeq lists its product as uncharacterized. Gene Ontology annotation, molecular function: oxidoreductase activity, acting on paired donors, with incorporation or reduction of molecular oxygen. The transcript is spliced from 2 exons. The record is from RefSeq and is a predicted model, not a curated record. NCBI's taxonomy places the organism in Eukaryota, Fungi, Ascomycota, Leotiomycetes, Helotiales, Hyaloscyphaceae. Bases 1 to 414 code for a protein of 137 amino acids.